AUGAGCCUGCCAGCUCCGCCUUGGCCCUAUGCCUUUUGGCCAGCUCGUCUGGACUUGGCUUUGACCGGUCUGCCCCCCUCUUGCAAGGAUUCGGCGCCUCCACUUGAUGCUUUACGCCCACGCUUCGUUCAGGCAGCGCUACUCGGAUAUGUCUUGCCAAUCGCCAAAGCAGUGCUACUUCCAGGAUUUUUUUCGGCCAAGCUCGGGAACCUUCCCUUUAGUGAAAGGCUCUAUCCCGGGACGAAGAGAAAGAGAGGGGGAAGGCCAAGUACGAGAUCACAGGGAUCGGGCUGGUGGAGCUUGACAAGAGCGAUACAGGAAACCAUACAAUCGAAGGCUAGCAAGAAGAAGCAAAAAGAUAGUCAAAGCUCAAGGGAUUCAUCACGAAGGCAAGUGCUCCAGCGGAAGCUAUCAAUUCAAAGGGAAGACCGGGUAGUGGUAGUUAACCGGGGGAGGGAGCAGCUCAUCCGUCAGGAUGGGAUCCCUCUACUUCACGUUUUUGGCUUAUCUUUUUCUUGCGUUGACGCUUCCAAAGCGGCUCCGUCUCCGCCUCCGCCUUCUGCGCUCCCAGUUGGGUAUCUCCGAGGACUUGAGCUAAGGGAUUGUUUACUGAACGUCCCAUACUUGACCUAUCGCUCCAUUCGGUGA
This is a messenger RNA of Glycine soja, 648 nucleotides long. The record is from the annotation of a RefSeq genome assembly. Lineage: Eukaryota; Viridiplantae; Streptophyta; Magnoliopsida; Fabales; Fabaceae.